AUGGAAUAAUAUAUUAAAAUAUUAGAAUAGAUGGAUUAACAAAUAAAUAAUCAAUCAUAUUAAAGUGUUUAAGAAUAAAUUUCUUUUAUUAAAUAUUUAAAAUGGUCGGAAACUUAAAAUAAACAGAGUAAUAAUAUAAUAUAUUUUAAGGAUUAUUGAUACGAGAAUUGAAUAAUAGUAUUCAAACAUUAAAAGAAUUAACAAAAGAAGAAUCAUAUUUAUAAGAAAAACAAAUCAAUACUGCAAAAUAUAAAUAAUAAAUAGUAUCAUAAAGUGAAAAGAAAUAAAUCGAAUAUAAUUAAAAAGACUAAAAAUUAUUACAAAAAGAUUUAAAAAAAAGGUAAGAAAUUUCAGGCAGAUAAUUACUCAAUAUCUAAAAAUCAUCUGAAGCAUCAUAUCUCUAAAUAGAUUCUUUAAAAUAAGAUAUUAGUUCAGAUAAGUAAUUCCUUUAAUAGUAAGAAAAAAUCUUUUUCAAUAUCUUAACAAUAGGAAAUUCUUUAUACAAUUUAAAUUUGUUUUAGGAAGCAAUUGAUUGCUAUGAUUAAGUUUUAAAUAUCAAUCCAAACCAUUAUAAUGCACUUAAUCUUAAAGGUAAAUUGGUUCUUGGCUAUUAAUAUAAUCUAGGUAAUACUCUACACAAUUUAAAUCGUUAUUAAGAAGCCAUUGAGUGCUAUGAUAAAUCUAUUAAAGUCAAUCCUGAUCUUUUUGAUGCAUUUUAUAAUAAGGGUAACUGAAUUUAUAUAUAGAAAAUAUUAUAGGUUUAUCUUUAUAAAACUAGAAUCAUUAUUAGGAAGCUAUUGAAUUCUAUGAUAAAGCUUUAUUGAUUAAUUCUAAUGAUUUUGAUGCCUUCAAAAAUAAAGGUAAUAAAGCUAUUUUCUAAUAAUUUAAUAGGCUUGAUACUACAUACUUUAAAUUGUUAUAAGGAAGCUAUCUAAUGCUAUAAUUAGGCUUUAUUCAUCUAACCAAAUGAUUAUGAUACACUUAAACAUAAGGGUAAUGAGUUCUUUUAUGCAACUUUACUUUAGGCUUAUCACUAUAUGAUCUAAAUCAAUAUUAAGAAGCUAUUGAAAAUUAAGAUAAAGUUUUAAAUAUAGAUCCUAAUGAUUGUGAUGCACUCUAUAUUAAGGGUAAUGAGUCUUUAAAAAUUUAUUUAACUUAGGAUUAUGUUUAAACAAUCUCAAUCGUUAUAAGGAAGCUAUAGAUUGCUAUGAUAAAGCCUUAUAGUUCAAUCCUAAUGACUUUAAUUUACUUAUUAAUAAAGGCAUAAAUUAUAUAUAUAAUGUAGGUAAUUCAUUACACUAUUUGGGAUUUUAUUAAGAAGCUAUUGGUUAUUAUGAUAAAGCUUCUUAGAUCAAUCCAAAUGAUUGCAUAGCACUUAAUUAAAAGGGUAAAGUAAUUAAUAAAUUUUUAGGUUUAUCAUUACACUAUUUGAAUCAUUAUUAGGAAGCCAUUGAUUGUUAUGAUAAAAUCAUAAAGAUCAAUCCUACAGAUUAUGAUGCCCUAAAAAAUAAGGGUAAGUUAGUUAUUUACUAUAUAUUAAAUUUAGGCAAUUUAUUACACGAUUUGGGAUAUCAUAAAGAAGCUAUUAGUUGUUAUGAUUAAGCCUUAUAGAUUAGUCCAUAAGAUUGUGAGGUGCUUAAUUUUAAGGGUAAAGGAGCUUUUAAAUAUAUAAUUAUAUAGGUUUAUCAUUACACUAUUUGAAUCAUAAUUAGGAAGCUAGAGAUUGUUAUGACAGAAUUUUAAAUAAAAAUCCAAAUGAUUGUAAUGCCCUGAAAAAUAAGGGUAAAUGAGUUUUUAAUUUUAUCUGUGAUUUAGGCAAUUCUUUACAAGAAUUGGGAUGUUUUUAGGAAGCGAUCGAUUGUUAUGAUAAAGCCUUGUAGAUCAAUCCAAAUGAUUGUGAUACACUUAAUCUUAAGGGUAUUGAGUUCUUAAAUUUAUUUUUAAUUUAGGCCUAUCAUUAUAUGAUUAAAAACGUUUUUAGGAGGCUAUUGAUUGCUAUGAUAGAACUUUAAUGAUUAAUUCAAAAGAUUUGGAAGCUGUUAAUCUUAAGGGUAAUGAGUUCUUGAAUUUAUCAUAUUUUAGGCCAAUCAUUACAUUAUUUGAAUAGUUGUGAGUAAGCAAUUAAGUUUUAUGAUUUUACUUUAAGGAAUAAUCCAAAUCCUAAUUACAUGAAAUAUAAAGGUAUUUUGACUCUAAUUUUUUCUUAGCUGAUGCACUAUUAAAGAUUGGAAAAAAAGAAGAAUCAAAGGAGUAGUACAUAAAAGCCUUAAAUGCUGGAUAUGAUAAAGAUGUAAUCGAAAAUAUAAUGAAAAUAUUUAAAUGA
This is a messenger RNA of Paramecium pentaurelia, 2323 nucleotides long. The record is from the annotation of a GenBank genome assembly. NCBI's taxonomy places the organism in Eukaryota, Ciliophora, Oligohymenophorea, Peniculida, Parameciidae.